UUCCUUGUUUUCCUUCCAUCAUCCCCUCUUGUGUGGUGUGUGUGUGUGUGUGUGAGAGAGAGAGAGAGAGAGAGAGAGAGAGAGAGAGCGCGAGAGCAAACAAACACUUUUCUUGAGCGAAUCAAGAAUAAAAAAGAUCAGAAAAAUGGCAGAUGGAUUCACAGAGACAUCUCUUGGAGCAUUUCCAGCGGCUGAUGCGGAAGCAGAAUUAAAUCCAGGCCUGAACAAGAACUUGCAGGCCGAUGCCACGCCGGCAGAAAUGGCAGCUACAUCCAAGGAGAUCAAGGAACAAGCGGAUAUAAUAAGGAACAAAAAGACCGAAAAAGAUGGAGUGCAGAAGCUGAAAUCAGCGGUUAUAAUAUCCGGUGUGGUGGUGGCGGUGAUCGGAGCUAUCUACGCCAUAACCAAGAAGUUGAGAGAGAAAUGAGUUGCAGUCUAUUAUCGUUUACGAUUCGCCUGCGAAACGAUUCCACUCCGGCUGUUGUUUUCCCGUCUUUUUCUGUAAGAGAUCCAUCCGAUCAGUAUUUAUGUGUUUCGGAUAAUCCAUAAGAUUAUAUGUUGUCUUUCUGCUUUUUAUUUAAUUUCCUUAUCUUUUUUUUUUUAAAGCUUUAAUUAAGAUUUGUAAUUUUGUGAAAGAGUUUUGAUUUGAUGGGUUAUGUGUUUUGAGUUAUAUAAAAAAACGCCAAGCGUAUCAGUGAUUAUAUAAUAUCAUUCACAGCUCAA
Messenger RNA from Macadamia integrifolia, 723 nucleotides. RefSeq lists its product as uncharacterized. Lineage: Eukaryota; Viridiplantae; Streptophyta; Magnoliopsida; Proteales; Proteaceae. The record is from RefSeq and is a predicted model, not a curated record. Bases 146 to 427 code for a protein of 93 amino acids. The transcript has 2 exons.